Molecule: messenger RNA, 1658 nt
Organism: Panicum hallii
Lineage: Eukaryota; Viridiplantae; Streptophyta; Magnoliopsida; Poales; Poaceae
Product: GDSL esterase/lipase At5g45910-like
Exons: 5
Coding region: 174-1364 (396 amino acids)
Molecular function (GO): hydrolase activity, acting on ester bonds
Source: RefSeq, a predicted model, not a curated record
GCUUUCACGUUGAGCGGAAAGAACACACCACAAACCCAUCACGCCUCUCUCCCUCCCUCCUCGAGCAACGGCGUCGCUAUAAGUAGCCCUGUUGCGAUUGCGAAUGGUGAACCACACGGCUCAGUCUCAGACCGAUCGAUCUCACGGGUCGUGACAUCGGGAAAGCGAACCAAAUGGCGCCACUUCCACGCCUCCUCCUGGCCGUGGCGCUUCUCCACGCCGCCGCCGCGUCAGCAGCCACGGACGAUGGCGAGGGCGGCCGCCGCCGGGCGCGGUACGAUCGCGUCUUCAGCUUCGGCGACUCCCUCACCGACACGGGGAACGCUCUCCACCUCUCGCCCACGGGCGCGGGGCCCGCGAGCCGGCCGCCGUACGGCGAGACCUUCUUCCGCCGUCCCACCGGCCGCGCGUCCGACGGCCGGCUCGUCGUCGACUUCAUCGUUGAGGCGCUGGGCGUGCCGCACCCGACGCCGUACCUCGCCGGGAAGGCGGCGGCGGAUUUCCGCCGCGGCGCGAACUUCGCGGUGGGCGGGGCGACCGCGCUCGACCUGAACUUCUUCGAGAGCAGAGGGCUGACGCCGUUCGUGCCCGUCUCUCUUGACAACCAGACAAGCUGGUUCAAGAAUGUCUUACAUCUUCUUGGCUCAGUUGAAGAGCAGAGGAAGAUCACGUCGACGUCCCUCUUCCUCGUCGGAGAGAUCGGGGUCAACGACUACUUCGUCUCCGCCCUCGGCAGGAACCGCACCGUCGGCGAGGUCAAGACCUUCGUGCCGCGCGUCGUGGCCGCCGUCGGUUCGGUCAUCACCGACGUGAUCGCCGCCGGAGCACGCACGGUGGUGGUCCCGGGGAUGAUCCCGCUGGGCUGCGAGCCGCAGCUGCUCGCGCACUACAAGGGCGGCGCCGGCGCCGGCGAGUACGACCCGGAGUCCGGCUGCCUCACGCGCCUCAACGACCUCGCCGAGCUGCACAACCGCGAGCUGCGCCGGAUGCUCAGCGGCCUCCGCCGGGCGCACCCCGGCACGGCCGUCGUCUACGCGGACCUCUACCGCGCCGUCACCGACCUCGUCGUGUCGCCGGCUAAGUACGGCUUCAGGAGCAGGCCGCUGGCCGCGUGCUGCGGCGGCGGCGGCGGCGCGUACAACUUCGACGACGCCGCGUUCUGCGGCGCGGCGGGCACUGCUGCGUGCGCCGACCCGUCGGAGUACGUCUCCUGGGACGGGGUGCAUUUCACGGAGGCCGCCAACAGGCGCAUCGCCUGCGCCGUGCUCGAGGGCUCCCACUCGCACGGCGCCGCCGACGAGCCGGCGCUGUCCAACUCAUGGGCCACGACGGAGGCUUGGCGUCGCAGGAUCGGCUGCGUCUAGUCUCCUCCUCUCUCGUGCCCAGUUGCGAGUUGCAAGUUUGAUGAUCAGUACACAAGUUAAGGUCAUACCAUUUUUUAUCUUCCAAAUUCCAACCAUGAAUUCUACUACCAAAAACCGGAGCUGAAACAAACAGUUCGGUUGUGAAAAUUUUUAGCGAAUAUAUUGUUUAUAUGUGUGAAAUAGGUCAAGAUCAAUACCUUUAUCAUUUCUUUCGGCAGCCUAAAGAUAUAUGUGGGUAUGUAGCUUCUUUGUAGCAGAACAUGUCCAUUUAGGUUCAAAUCUCUGACUAAUCAA